AUGAAUAACCAACAACACAAUUAUAACUGUCAAUUUUGUAAAUUAAGAUAAAGCAAGUUUAUUUAGAAAGAAAUACAUGAAAAGUAUUUGAUUAAUAUGAAUAAAUAGAUACUUUGAUUAGUUUAAUUUCUAUUUUGCUAAGCCAAUUACAGAAAUAUUAGCAAAUGUUCCUGUAGAUCAUGUAAUUUUGUUUAAAGACUAAUUGUACUUGCAUGAUGAAAACGAAUAUAUGAAACGUUUUUAUUAAAGAGAAGAGUAAGAUCCAAGAUUAAAUUUACUUUGCAAUUUCUACUUUGAGUAACAUAAAGUAAAUAAUUAAACAUAAUAUAACUAUAGAUAAUAUAACCAAAUUUAUGUAAAGUUAAUGCUCAUAAGUUUAUGGAGAGGAGAUAGAAUAAAUUGUUAAAAUUACAAUAAAAAGCAUAAAAUAGUUAGAAUCAACAACCAAUCACUAAAAAAAUGAUUCCAGAUCAUAUAUUUAGUGAGAAUUAUGUUGAAUCUGUAUCUGAGUAGUAUCGACAUACUUAUUUAGUUCCUAUCCGAAGGAACAAAUUUCUUGGGACAGCAAAUCUCAUAAUAUCUAUGAGAUAUCAUAAGUAGAAGCAUAGAAAUCAUUACCAUAAAAUAAACCAACAUAAUAAUGUUAAUGUUCAAUUAUUAAUACAUCUGGAGAUCAUAAUAAAUUAUUUAAUUGUUAAAAUGAUUAAGAACUUGAUAAUAUCUUUAAUGAUUUUAAUAUCUAGACAUCAAAGAAUUUAUCAGCUAUUACUAAGAUUCCAUUAAAGAAGAAAUUGCCAACUAGUGCAAAUGUUAAAAAGAAUCCUCCAUCUUAAUAAUCUCAAUAGCCUAAAUUACUUAUUCCACCUUUGAAAUUAUAAGACAGUAUUAAAUCUUCAACAACUACAGUUGCUAAUAAUAAUAAUAAUAAUAAAUCCACUAGUAUUUAAUCUUUAAUGAAGAAAUAUGAUCAAAUAUUGUAAAAAAGAUUUUAAGUGAAAGAAAUUCUAACAGAACGUAAUGAUACUCGACAUGUUGAAGCAUAUGGUUCAAGUUAUGGUAAUGGUACUGUUAGAGCAGAAGGUGGAUCUUCUAGAAAACAAAUUACAGAUGAAAUGCUACUUAAACUUAUUUAAAAUAUGAAGAAAUCUAAAAAUAAAUCUGACAAUUAUUAAUUUCAUGCAUCUUAUAAAAGCAUUAUUCAAUAGGCAUAAAGUGGACCUACUUAAUCAUGUACAUUUGAAAAAGAAAAUGAAAAAAAGAAAAAAUAUCAAGUUUAUUUGGUAUUAUUUUAUUAUUAAUAGAGUAGCCAAAAUAAAUUAAAAAGAAUCCAUCACAGAUGUCUUCACCAACAACUGUAUAAAAGUAAUGAAUAUCAUUUAUUUUAGUACUUGUUCUCCUUCUAUGUUAUUAAGAUCACUUUCAAAUCCAUCUAUGGCUCCUUCACCUUUGCGUAGAUUGGAAAUAAAAGUCAAUCUAAAUAAAUUAAUUUAAUAAUAAGAAUAAGAAAUUGGAUAUUGGACUUAAAGAUGCAAAGUUCGUUGA
Molecule: messenger RNA, 1542 nt
Organism: Paramecium pentaurelia
Lineage: Eukaryota; Ciliophora; Oligohymenophorea; Peniculida; Parameciidae
Source: the annotation of a GenBank genome assembly